Messenger RNA from Carassius gibelio (silver crucian carp), 1842 nucleotides. RefSeq lists its product as uncharacterized. The record is from RefSeq and is a predicted model, not a curated record. NCBI's taxonomy places the organism in Eukaryota, Metazoa, Chordata, Actinopteri, Cypriniformes, Cyprinidae. The transcript has 8 exons. Gene Ontology annotation, biological process: protein autophosphorylation; regulation of mitotic cell cycle; negative regulation of apoptotic process. Gene Ontology annotation, molecular function: protein serine/threonine kinase activity; ATP binding. The annotation marks the transcript as partial. Gene Ontology annotation, cellular component: cytoplasm.
GUCGAGUCUGAGUGGAGUGCUGAUGCCCAACAAGCUCCAGCCCAGGUCGAGUCUGACUGGAGUGUUGAUGCCCAACAAGCUCCAGCCCAACAAGCUCCAGCCCAGGUCGAGUCUGACUGGAGUGUUGAUGCCCAACAAGCUCCAGCCCAGGUCGAGUCUGACUGGCGUCUUGAUGCCCAACAAGCUCCAGCCCAACAAGCUCCAGCCCAGGUCGAGUCUGACUGGAGUGUUGAUGCCCAACAAGCUCCAGCCCAACAAGCUCCAGCCCAGGUCGAGUCUGACUGGAGUCUUGAAGCCCAACAAGCUCCAGCCCAACAAGCUCCAGCCCAGGUCGAGUCUGACUGGAGUCUUGAAGCCCAACAAGCUCCAGCCCAGGUCGAGUCUGACUGGAGUGUGGAUGCCCAACAAGCUCCAGCCCAACAAGCUCCAGCCCAGGUCGAGUCUGACUGGAGUGUUGACGCUCAACAAGCUCCAGCCCACCAAGCUCCAGCCCAGGUUGAGUCUGACUGGAGUGUUGAUGCCCAACAAGCUCCAGCCCAGGUCGAGUCUGACUGGAGUCUUGAUGCCCACCAAGCUCCAGCCCAACAAGCUCCAGCCCAGGUCGAGUCUGACUGGAGUCUUGAAGCCCAACAAGCUCCAGCCCGGGUCGAGUCUGACUGGAGUGUGGAUGCCCAACAAGCUCCAGCCCAACAAGCUCCAGCCCAGGUCGAUUUUGACUGGAGUGUUGAUGCUCAACAAGCUCCAGCCCAGGUCGAGUCUGAAUGGACUGUUGACGCUCAACAAGCUCCAGCCCGCCAAGCUCCAGCCCAGGUCGAGUCUGACUGGAGUGUUGAUGCCCAACAAGCUCCAGCCCAACAAGCUCUAGCCCAGGUCGAGUCUGACUGGAGUGUUGAUGCUCAACAAGCUCCAGCCCAGGUCGAGUCUGACUGGAGUGUUGAUGCACUCCAAGGUCCAGUACCUGCUGUGUCUGACUGGAGUGCGGACAUCCUACAAACUCCAGGCCACACCAAGUCUUUAUUUGAUCCUUGCUCAGACAUCUUUUCCUACUAUGAAGUCGGCAAUAUGCUGGGUCAAGGAGGAUUUGGAGCCGUCUAUGAAGGGAGGCGUGUGAAGGAUGGCCUUGAGGUGGCAGUGAAAUUUGUCAAGAAAACAGAGCAUAUGCACUACAUCAGCUUUCCUGAACCUCUUCCACUGGAGGUAGCUCUUUUAAUCCUCGUAAAUGAAGGCCCCAGAGUUCCCCAGAUAAUCCAGCUGCUGGACUGGAAGGAUGUGGGUGAAUACUGCAUCAUGAUUCUGGAGCGGCCUAUUCCUUGCGAGGACUUGUUUGAUUUUGUGCAGCGCCAUGGAGGAAGAAUCGAUGAGGAGUUGGCUCGGGUUGUCAUGCAGCAGACAACACAAGCCGCUUACAUGAGCUGCCAACGUGGAGUGCUCCACCGAGACAUCAAAAAGGAAAACAUUCUGAUCAACAAGGACACCCUAGAAGUCAAACUAAUUGACUUUGGGUGUGGCGACCUCCUUCAAAGGGCACCCUAUACUACAUUCAGGGGCACACGAAUGUACUGUCCACCCGAAUUCAUAUCAGAGGGCAAGUACCACGGGGAGCCGGCGACGGUAUAUUCAUUGGGAGUGCUCUUGUUCUCGCUGGUAUGCGGGACAUUUCCAGAUAACGCCGACCUGAUUAUGAUCAAUCGGAACCGUUGGUGUAUAGCUGGCUUAUCACUAGAGUGCUGCCAAUUGAUCUGCUCUUGCCUGCAGCGUGAGCCAGCAGAGCGACUCGAUUUGGCCAAGAUUCUGCACCAUGAAUGGUUUAAGGGCUCAGAUAUGAAGAAAUUCGGCAAAUAG